AUACUGAAAAUUAAGAUUCGGUCAUUAUGACAUAUUUUUCGUGUAACAAGACAUCAGACUCGUCUUUAUUGGCCAAAUAUGUUUACGCAUACAAGGAAAUUGACUCCGGUUUAGCAGCUCUCAAUGUAUUUACACAAAAUAACAACAAUCUUUAGGAUGAUCAGUGGUUAAGAAGCAUUCAGAUCCUUCUCACCAUGCUGAGAACCUCAACAUACAGCUCUUCAGAAGGUUACAUGUCCAAAUUGGAAAUUCUAUUUUGUUUUCUGACCAUAGAAUUCGACUAUAAUCGCAUUAUAGUUUCUUUGUCUUGAGCUGCACAAUCAAAUGAUAUCUCGUUUCUUCUUCAUUUCUACCGUAAUUACAUAACAACACUCAACAUGGGGAAAAGGUUACUGGUUCCACUGGGGCUCGAACCCAGGACCUUCUGCGUGUAAAGCAGACGUGAUAACCGCUACACUAUGGAACCAGAUGCCACAAUAGCAGCAAAAAAAUAUUUUUAUUUUCUAUCAAGGUGCUUUUGUAACGACAGUUCUGCAAAUCUAACGUACUGUAUUUACGAUUUCUUCUAAUUUUCUAAUUUAACACUCUCUGUAUACAGUAGAUUGCACUGACGCUGGCGAGUUAGGCUGGAUAUUUGUGACACUACAUGCAUUAUUUUAAUAGGAUGAUUAACAUAAUGGACAGAUUAAAAGUAUAGGGUAGAACUUUUACUUUUAAAUGAACGUCCGUUACAUUUAAGCCCUUGCCAAACGAGUUCACACAAUGCUGAUUAAGCCUAUCACCUUUUGUUUUCACAGUGGCGACGGCUCCGCGCUGAUAAAUGUAUACUGGCAGAGCAUGCGCACUAGAGACUUCCGACCUCCGGUUAGCUCUCUGCUAACUUGAAUGGGGAUAAGAUCAUUUAAUCGUGCGGCUCUUCUAGUCUUUCUAAAUGUUAUCGGACCGAAUGGAUCAAAUUACGAGUCAUUUCGCGGGUGUUGCGUGACGCUCAAACCAGUUCAUCCACCAUUUUACAGCCGCAACAGAGUAGGCUCCGACGUAGCUUAUGACGUGUUCAGGUGUUCGAGAUGAACCAACAGCAGGAUGUGCAGGUGUUGUGGUGGGCGGGACUUGAAAAAAACAGACGUACUCUAAGCAUGCAGCUGCUAUUCAACAUAUCAACAGCCCACAGAGGAGAGGAAGUGUCGCUCUGCAGCUGUCCUACAUGAUGACUUCCUGUCAAGAGUUCGAGGUGACGGUUCACACCUCACCCGGUCCCACCUGUGGAACCUUCAGCCGCCUGUGGCUCAACCUGAUUGGCUCGCAGGGGGAGACUACACCCAUCAGUGUGAACGAAGGCGACCUGCAUCUUCAUCCCGGAUCGUCGUGUCGGGUCCGGGUGUCUGCCAACGCUCCUCUGGGUCGUCUGGUUCUGGUCCGGCUCCGGCUGGAGGCUCGGACCGGAUUCCCCAACCUGGACUGGCACUGCAGCCAGGUGGAGGUCUGCAGGCUGGCUGACGGACAGGUCGAGGAGGAGGGGCGAGGCGGUGAGGGGUCCGGGUCCGAGGAUCCAGAAACGCAGGUGUUCCCGUGCAACAGAUGGCUGCGGUUGGCAGACGGUGACGUAGAGCUGAACAACGGAAAAUUGUGUUUGCUGAAGGAUGAGACAGACGAGCAGCUGAAGGAGCUGCGACUGCGACAGCUGCAACAUCAGCAGAAGCUCAUCAGGUGGUGUAAGUUCGUCGAUGGCGCUCCGCACUGUGUGGACCUGAACAGCAUGUCUGAACUCGGGCCGAACCUCAGCUACACACACAAGAGUCCGGCUGUCAACCUGCACUAUCUGAAAGGCUUCAUCGGCCGAGCGGAGGCCUGGGCGAGCUUCACCGAGCUGGAGAUGUUUUUUGCCCAGAUUGCGAACCAGAACAACAUGGCCAAGUUCAUUCGGGCUCACUGGAUGGAGGACUGGUAUUUCGGCCACCAGUGUCUGAACGGUUGCAACCCUCUGCUGCUGCAUCAGAUCCGCCUCCUUCCUCCUCACCUGUCCGUCACCUCUGACAUGCUCCGCCCCUUCCUGCCUGAAGGUUCCUCCCUUGAGGCGGAGCUACAGAAAGGGAGCGUGUACCUGCUGGACUACGAGGUGCUGGACGGCGUCCCGGCCAAUGUGGUCAACGGGAAGCAGACGUACCUGUCCGCUCCUCUGUGCCUUCUCCAUCUGAACCAGCAGGGACAGCUGCUGCCCAUCGCCAUCCAGUUGCAACAGAAGCCCGGCCCUGAGAACCCGGUCUUCCUGCCCUCUGACCCCGGCUGCGAUUGGCUGCUGGCUAAGAUUUGGGUCCACAGUGCGGACUUCCAGUGUCACCAGUUGGCCUCCCACUACCUGAGGACCCACAUGUUGGGAGAGCUGUGCUGCGUGGCCACGCUGCGGCAGCUCCCAGACCAGCACCCACUGCACCAGCUGCUGAUGCCACACAUCAGGACGUCUCUGCAGAUCAACUACCAGGCCAGAGUCUCGCUGCUGGCACCUGAUGGGGUUUUUGAUAAGGCGGUGGGCUGUGGUCUGGAGGCGUUACCAGUCUUCCUCUCUCGGGCGUCAGCAGGGAUUCAUUACCGAUCCCUGUGUGUCCCUGACGACCUGUCCGACCGCGGUGUGGACAAAUUACCGCAGAGCUACUACGCCCAGGACGCUCUGAGAGUCUGGGACGCGCUGCACAGGUUUGUAUUCAGCUGGGUGGAUCUGUAUUACAGCGGAGACGACACGGUGCAGCAGGACUCUGAGCUUCAACACUGGAUCACCGACAUCAACACACACAGCUUCACACAAAAGUCGGGUUUCCCUCAGUCUUUCCAAACCAAAGCAGAAGUGUCCAAGUUUGUCACCAUGAUCAUCUACAGCUGCUCAGCACUUCACGCCGCUGUUAACUUCUCCCAGCUGGAUUUCGCUCUCUGGACGCCAAACUGUCCGGUCUCCAUGUUGCGUCCUCCUCCGCAGCUCAAAGGCGCGGUGACGGAGGAAGACAUCUUGUCCUUCCUGCCGGACGUGAACUCCACCUGUCGCGUCCUGACAACACUGACUCUGUUGUCGCAGCCCGCCGUCAACUACGUUCCUCUGUGUCACUACAAGGAGGCUGUUUUCGGUGAUGGCGCCCACCGCAGGCUGGUGGAAGAGGUGCAGGCUGAGCUCCAGGCCAUUUCUGAUGACAUCACAGAGCGCAACAGCCAACUGGAGCUGCCGUAUCCUUACCUUUGUCCCGGAAGCAUCGAGAACAGCGUGGCCAUUUAGAUUAACACUUGUUUCUUCAACGUUUCCAACAACAGUGAUUAUUUUCUGAGGCAGCAAAGACAGGAUGUGAUUUCAAUUGUUUGGAUUCCUAAUGAAUGUGAAAGUCAAAGUAUUUGACUCAGAUUAGUGUGUUUUUUUUAAACUACAACAAAAAUUAAUGGUGGUAAUGGUUUUGAUUCAUUUCUAUAAAAACAAGUUAAAGACACUUGGAACGAAAAUCCA
This is a messenger RNA of Thunnus maccoyii (southern bluefin tuna), 3481 nucleotides long. RefSeq lists its product as uncharacterized. Gene Ontology annotation, molecular function: protein binding; iron ion binding; oxidoreductase activity, acting on single donors with incorporation of molecular oxygen, incorporation of two atoms of oxygen. The record is from RefSeq and is a predicted model, not a curated record. The transcript has 16 exons. Gene Ontology annotation, biological process: linoleic acid metabolic process; lipid oxidation. Lineage: Eukaryota; Metazoa; Chordata; Actinopteri; Scombriformes; Scombridae. The coding region runs from base 1205 to 3259 and encodes 684 amino acids.